AAAAAGAAAAAGAAACCAAGCUAUGGAAGAAGAGAGGGGAGCUCAAGCUCAAUUGUGGAAGCACAUCUAUGGCUUUGCCGACUCGCUAACACUCAAGUGCGCAAUCGAUCUCGGUAUCGCAGAUAUCAUCCACAAGCACGGUGGGCCCAUGACCCUACAAGAGCUAGCGUCAGCUCUCCCAAUCCCAACCGUUAACAUAGACCACUUCUAUCGGAUCAUGCGGUACUUGGUCCACAUGAAACUUUUCAAUCUCAUCAUCGACGGUGAGAAGAAGUACACGCUAACGCCAGCCUCGAAACUCCUACUGAAAGACCAAGACAAGAGCCUGGCGUCGUUCGCAUUGCUACAAUACUAUGAAAUGGGAGCAUGGAACUACCUAAGUGCUGCUGUCGAAGGGAAGACGACGCCGUGGGAGAAAUUUCAUGGUGUGAGCUAUAGGGAUUACUUUGAAAAAGACAAGAAAGCGAACCAGCUGCUAAGUGAUGCCAUGACGAGCCAUACAAGCAUGGUGACUGCUGCGCUCGUGAGGGGUUGCCAGAGCAGUGGCAUACUCGACGGCGUGCGGUCGCUUAUAGAUGUUGGUGGGAGCACAGGCGUGGCGGCAAGGGCGAUCGCUAAGGCUUUUCCGUAUAUUAAGUGUGCUGUUUUCGAUCUCCCUCAUGUUAUAGCUACCGCACCGGAGUGUGCUGAGGUCGAACGCAUUAAAGGCGACAUGUUUGCUUCUAUUCCGAAGACAGAUGUUGUCUUCAUGAAGUCUGUCCUUCAUGACUGGGAUGAUGAAGACUGCAUCAAGAUUCUGAAGAAAUGCAAAGAAGCAAUACCCGAAAAUGGGAAGUUGGUCAUCGUCGACAUUGUCAUGGACGUCCAGUCCACCUACGAGUUCACGGGUGCACGGUUAGGCAUGGAAAUGGACAUGCUCAUCACCGUCGGAGGAAAGGAAAGGAGCGAGGAGGAAUGGCGAAAGCUCAUCGAAACUGCUGGUUACAGCCGGUACAAGAUAACGCCAAUUGUCGCUAUCGAAUCGAUUAUUGAAGUUUUUCCUUAGUUAGGCAAAAUUUUCACUCUUGAUCUUUUCUUGUGAUAGAUACUUUGAUGGUGUUUUGCCUUAAGUUCUGAAAAAGAUGUUAUGGAUCUUUGAGCCAUGUUUUCAGCUUGAAAUAAAAUGAAGGAAAAUUCUCCAAA
This is a messenger RNA of Magnolia sinica, 1182 nucleotides long. Its product is annotated as (RS)-norcoclaurine 6-O-methyltransferase-like. Gene Ontology annotation, biological process: methylation. The transcript has 2 exons. Lineage: Eukaryota; Viridiplantae; Streptophyta; Magnoliopsida; Magnoliales; Magnoliaceae. Bases 23 to 1045 code for a protein of 340 amino acids. The record is from RefSeq and is a predicted model, not a curated record. Gene Ontology annotation, molecular function: protein dimerization activity; S-adenosylmethionine-dependent methyltransferase activity; O-methyltransferase activity.